This is a messenger RNA of Aspergillus ibericus CBS 121593, 1639 nucleotides long. Its product is annotated as bifunctional nucleoside/nucleotide kinase/histidine phosphatase family protein. The record is from RefSeq and is a predicted model, not a curated record. Gene Ontology annotation, biological process: fructose metabolic process; fructose 2,6-bisphosphate metabolic process. Gene Ontology annotation, cellular component: cytosol. Gene Ontology annotation, molecular function: 6-phosphofructo-2-kinase activity; fructose-2,6-bisphosphate 2-phosphatase activity; ATP binding. Bases 28 to 1305 code for a protein of 425 amino acids. The transcript is spliced from 3 exons. Lineage: Eukaryota; Fungi; Ascomycota; Eurotiomycetes; Eurotiales; Aspergillaceae.
UCCGAUGACUCCAAAAUCUGUGUGGUCAUGGUUGGUCUCCCAGCCAGAGGCAAGAGUCUCAUAGCUGGAAAGGCCAUGCGAUAUCUUGCCUGGGUUGGGAUUCCCGCUCGGGUCUUCAACGUCGGCACCUACCGUCGUCAAGGCACGCCGCAGCCCAACGCCACCUUCUUUGACCCGCAUAAUUCCGAGGGCGAAAAGAUGAGACGUGCGGCCGCGGAGGCUGCAGUUUCCGAUAUGCUCCAGUGGUUCAGAGAUGGGAAAGGCGUGGUGGCCAUUCUCGAUGCAACGAAUUCCACAAAGGAGCGCCGGCGUUGGAUCCACGAGCGCUGCAAUGAAGAAGGUGUUGAAACAUUAUACGUGGAAUCAAUAUGCGACGAUGAAGAUUUGAUCAUGAACAACAUUUUGGAAGUCAAGACGACGUCGCCGGACUACAAGGGACAGGAUCCGGAAGUUGCUGCCCUCGAUUUUCGCAACCGCAUUCGCAAUUACGAGAAGGCCUACGAGACAAUUGACGAUAAUGAGAAGAACUUCACCUACGUAAAACUCAUCAAUGUCGGCUCAACAGUCAUUAUUAAUCAGAUCAAAGAUUAUCUUUCUAGUCGAUUGGUCUAUUACAUUCAGAACCUCCACAUCAAACCUCGUUCAAUCUGGCUAUCACGGCAUGGCGAGUCAGAAUAUAACUUGACCGGUAAAAUUGGCGGCGACUCCAACAUCUCAGAGCGUGGCGAGGCAUAUGCCCGGGCUCUGCCUGGUCUAUUAAAGAAGUCCGGGGUGCCGCCCAACACCAAGAUUGUUAUCUGGACAUCGACGCUGAAACGCACGAUUCAAACGGCUCGCCAUCUCGCUGCUGAGACGGGCUUUGAGAAGCUGGAAUGGAAGGCGCUGGACGAGCUCGACUCCGGGGUUUGUGAUGGACUGACGUACGAGCAGAUCGCGGAAAAAUACCCAGAGGACUUUGCCGCGCGUGAUGAGGACAAGUACAACUACCGUUACCGUGGCGGAGAGUCUUACCGUGAUGUGGUCAUCCGGCUAGAGCCGAUUAUCAUGGAACUAGAACGCAGUGAAAAUGUGAUCAUUGUCACGCACCAGGCCGUCCUUCGCUGCAUCUACGCAUACUUCCUCAACACGCCGCAGGAGCAGAGCCCAUGGAUGGAGGUGCCACUUCACACGCUGAUCAAGCUCACGCCGCGGGCAUACGGCACAGACGAGCAACGCUUCAAGGCGGAUAUCCCGGCUGUCUCGACUUGGCGUGCUAAGGGCACGUCGGCGAAGCACCAGGAAUACCCAACAGAAACCAAGGCAUGAUCCGAGAUAGUGAGGUCUAUUCCUCCAAUACAAGUCCGUCUGCACCUAUCGUUAUGUAUUGGUUUUGCUUCUUUUCUCCGGUUUUGACCUUGACAUUGUACAUGCGCGUUCCCCCGUCUUUGAUAUUUAAAAGUCGGAUUCGUCUUCGAUUGUGGUCCAUGGGCUGGGUUUGAUUGAUCGGAUGGUUGGACAUUAGAUUCUUGCAUGGGUUCGGAGCUUAUAUGCCAGUGGAUGGCGACACAUCAGUAGCGGUGUGCAGGGGGUACAUCGUUCACUUAUAUAGCUUAGCAUAAUAGACUAGAUUCUAUUCUUACAAUACAUACUCACUCUUGAC